Messenger RNA from Arvicola amphibius (Eurasian water vole), 2067 nucleotides. It is a transcript of the gene Oprd1, whose product is annotated as opioid receptor delta 1. The transcript has 3 exons. Gene Ontology annotation, biological process: neuropeptide signaling pathway; G protein-coupled opioid receptor signaling pathway. The record is from RefSeq and is a predicted model, not a curated record. Gene Ontology annotation, cellular component: membrane; neuron projection. Gene Ontology annotation, molecular function: neuropeptide binding; G protein-coupled enkephalin receptor activity. The coding region runs from base 131 to 1249 and encodes 372 amino acids. Lineage: Eukaryota; Metazoa; Chordata; Mammalia; Rodentia; Cricetidae.
CCGGCUGGGCGGAGGGGGCGGGAGCGAGCGCUGCAGCCUGCGGCGUCGAGGCCGUGGCCUCCGCUGUCCGCGCGCCACUCGCUGGGUCCCUGCGCCCAGGGCGCACGGUGGAGACGGACGCGGCGGCGCCAUGGAGCCGGUGCCCUCUGCCCGUGCGGAGCUGCAGUCUCCGCUCCUCGCCAACACCUCGGACGCCUACCCCAGCGCCUUCCCCAGUGCGAGCGGCAACGCGUCGGGGCCGCCGGGCGCUCGGAGCGCCUCAUCCCUCGCCCUAGCCAUCGCCAUCACCGCGCUCUACUCUGCUGUGUGCGCCGUGGGGCUGCUGGGCAACGUGCUUGUCAUGUUUGGCAUCGUCCGGUACACUAAGUUGAAGACCGCCACCAACAUUUACAUCUUCAACCUGGCCUUGGCGGAUGCGCUGGCCACCAGCACGCUGCCCUUCCAGAGCGCCAAGUACCUGAUGGAAACGUGGCCGUUCGGAGAGCUGCUGUGCAAGGCGGUGCUGUCUAUUGACUACUACAACAUGUUCACCAGCAUCUUCACCCUCACCAUGAUGAGCGUGGACCGCUACAUCGCCGUCUGCCACCCUGUCAAGGCCUUGGACUUCCGAACGCCCGCCAAGGCCAAGCUGAUCAACAUCUGCAUCUGGGUCCUGGCUUCAGGUGUUGGGGUCCCCAUCAUGGUCAUGGCAGUGACCCGACCGCGGGACGGAGCAGUAGUAUGCAUGCUCCAGUUCCCCAGCCCCAGCUGGUACUGGGACACGGUGACCAAGAUCUGCGUGUUCCUCUUCGCCUUCGUGGUGCCGAUCCUCAUUAUCACCGUGUGCUAUGGCCUCAUGCUGCUGCGCCUGCGCAGUGUGCGCCUGCUGUCGGGCUCCAAGGAGAAGGACCGCAGCCUGCGGCGCAUCACACGCAUGGUGCUGGUGGUGGUGGGCGCCUUCGUAGUGUGCUGGGCGCCCAUCCACAUUUUCGUCAUCGUCUGGACGCUGGUGGACAUCAAUAGGCGCGACCCACUCGUGGUGGCCGCGCUGCACCUGUGCAUUGCGCUGGGCUACGCCAACAGCAGCCUCAACCCCGUGCUCUAUGCCUUCCUGGACGAGAACUUCAAGCGCUGCUUCCGCCAGCUUUGUCGGGGGCCCUGCAGCCGCCAGGAACCCGGCAGCCUCCGCCGUGGCCGCCAGACCACCGCACGUGAGCGCGUCACCGCCUGUACCCCCUCCGACGGCCCUGGCGGUGGUGCUGCCGCCUGACCUCCCCCUAAGCACCCCACCCAAGUGAAGUGACCUGGCGGCCACACCGAGCCCCCUGGGAGGCCCCGGCCACCAUCUGGGCAGCUGGAAUGGGGCCUGUGCAGAGGGGUGGCCUCCGGCAGGGACAGAACCUGAGGGAUCCAAGGCUCCGGGUUGGAGGGGUGGGGGCAGAGCUGGCGACGCCAGAAAGAGUGACACCUGAGGCUCCAAACUGGAUGCUUUAGUAAGGCCUUUCAAAUGGGGCAGAGCUUCAAGCCUUGGGAGCUCUGGCCUUUUGAACACCCAGUUUCAGUCCAAGACCUGAGGAUUCCAGCUCUAGAAACCAGGAGGGGCAGGAAGGAUGGUGGCAGCGAGACCCUGGGCUUUUGUAUUAUGGGGAACAGCCUCUUCUUAGAGAAGGUGAAAGGGACCCAACAGGCAGUCAGGAAGGGCACUUUAGGGUCAGGAGAUGAACGCAUCCCCCGGGGCGGGGUAGAGGUGGGGGCCUCAGUUUGGAGAAGAGAACAUAAUCUCACCGCAUUCUAACUAACCGACUAAGGUCGCUGAGGCUAGGUCCAAUUUAAUUCUUUAAAGAAUACAAGCUGGGCCUGAUGGGGCAGGUUUGUGUAAUCCCAGUCAUGCUGGAGGCUCAGGCUGGAGAGUUAAAGGCCAGCCUGGGCACCUGAGUGUCUUAAAAAUAAAAAGUAAAGAGGGUUGGGGGUGUAGCUCAGUGGCAGGGUGUUUGUGUGAGGUUCUGGGAUCAACGAGACAAAACAAACAAAAAAACCCUCCAAACAACAGCAAAAACAACAAAAAAUAAACCGUAUGGUGACUCUGAA